Messenger RNA from Sipha flava (yellow sugarcane aphid), 639 nucleotides. RefSeq lists its product as uncharacterized. Lineage: Eukaryota; Metazoa; Arthropoda; Insecta; Hemiptera; Aphididae. Bases 74 to 607 code for a protein of 177 amino acids. The transcript has 5 exons. The record is from RefSeq and is a predicted model, not a curated record.
AGAUUUAACUAUCACAUUGGCGAAAAAAAUAAAACAACGGUUGUAGAAUCUGAAACUUUAGAAAUAUCUAGUGAUGAUAAUAAAGAAUUUAUUGAAAAAAAAAGAUGAAGGAAUUCAAGAAAAGCAGCAAAUAUAUGAUAAAAAAGUAACUAUACAACAUGAUGAUCUUGAUCUAAGAACAGAGUUAAAAAGAAGAAGAGCCCUUCAUUUAAAAACGAUUCAAUUAAAAGUUAUGAAAAAACCCAAAUCGUUUAAUCCUGCCCGGUUAUUACAGUCUGCAAUUAGUGAUAUUUUAAGAUCAAGCAGUUCAAAUGAAGUAAAGAUAAAAAAAACAUUUAAAAUUCCAGAAAUAAAUACUAAAACCGAAGGAAAUUUAGAUGACCGAAGAGUUAUUGUGAUGAAUAGAGAUUCUAAGACUAGAAGUGACUUAAGCAUUUUACAUCCAGAAGGUCGAGAAGCUUAUGACAGUGAAGGAGAAUCUUAUACAAAUGUCAAAAUACAAAAAGCCAAAUUAAAUAAAGUUCCUAUACAUUUGAGAACAGUUAAUAGUGGUAACACAAUUCAAAAAGAAUUUAAGAAGAUCAAAAAACCUAUCUUAUGGCCGUGAAUACUUAUUUAUGAUAACAAGAUAUCUAUAUA